CAUGGCUUUCCUGGAGGUUGGGAACCACACUGCAGUGACAGAGUUCAUUUUAUUGGGCUUAACAGAUGACCCAGUCCUUAGAAUCAUCCUCUUCACCAUCAUCCUGUGCAUCUACCUGGUAACUGUGUCUGGGAACCUCAGCACCAUCCUCCUGAUCAGAGUCUCUUCCCAGCUCCAUCAUCCCAUGUACUUUUUUCUCGGCCACUUAGCUUCUGUUGACAUAGGCUUCUCAUCUUCUGUCACUCCCAAUAUGCUUGUCAAUUUCCUGGUAGAGAGAAAUACUAUCUCCUACCUUGGAUGUGCCAUUCAGAUUGGCUCAGCUUCUUUCUUUGGAUCAACUGAGUCCUUCAUUCUGGCUACCAUGGCUUAUGAUCGUUUUGUGGCAAUCUGCAACCCACUGCUUUAUUCAACCAAAAUGUCCACACAAGUCUGUGUCCAGUUGCUUGUAGGAUCCUAUGUUGGUGGUUUUCUUAAUGCUUCCUCCUUUAUCCUUUCCUUCUUUUCUUUUCUCUUCUGUGGACCAAAGAAUCACUUUUUCUGUGAUUUUGCUCCUUUAGUUGAACUCUCCUGUUCUGAUGACAGUAUCCUCAUAGUUCUUGAUUCAUUUUCUUGUGGCUCUGUCAUUUUGAUCUCAGUGUUUGUCAUAGCCAUUUCCUACACCUACAUCCUCAUCACCAUCCUCAAGAUACACUCCACUGAGGGCCGCCAGAAAGCUUUCUCCACUUGCACCUCCCAUCUUACUGCAGUCACUCUGUUCUAUGGAACUGUCACAUUCAUUUAUGUGAUGCCCAAGUCCAGCUUCUCCACUGACCAGAACAAGGUGGUGUCUUUGUUUUACACAGUUGUGAUCCCCAUGUUGAACCCCCUCAUCUACAGCCUCAGGAAUAAUGAGAUUAAGGGCGCUUUGAAAAGACACCUUGUUAAAAAAACAUUUUCUUAG
This is a messenger RNA of Peromyscus leucopus (white-footed mouse), 940 nucleotides long. Its product is annotated as olfactory receptor 507-like. Gene Ontology annotation, biological process: G protein-coupled receptor signaling pathway; sensory perception of smell. Gene Ontology annotation, molecular function: odorant binding; G protein-coupled receptor activity; olfactory receptor activity. The record is from RefSeq and is a predicted model, not a curated record. Lineage: Eukaryota; Metazoa; Chordata; Mammalia; Rodentia; Cricetidae. Gene Ontology annotation, cellular component: membrane.